Messenger RNA from Periophthalmus magnuspinnatus, 814 nucleotides. RefSeq names its product cell growth regulator with EF-hand domain 1 (gene cgref1). Gene Ontology annotation, molecular function: calcium ion binding. Bases 70 to 798 code for a protein of 242 amino acids. The record is from RefSeq and is a predicted model, not a curated record. NCBI's taxonomy places the organism in Eukaryota, Metazoa, Chordata, Actinopteri, Gobiiformes, Gobiidae. The transcript is spliced from 8 exons.
CAUGAGCUCGUAAACAUACCGGAAUAUUCACUGUUUACGUCUUUUUUAUAAAUAAUAUAUAAAGGUGUUAUGGCAUCUCGUCUGAGUUGGUCGGUCCUGUCCGGUUUCUUGCUGCUGCUCUUUGUGUUCCCAGGUCAACCUGCAACACUCAGGGAUGAAGAAGCUCCUGCUGGACUGGCCAAUCCUUUCAAAUCUGGAGAGGAGAGCCACAGGUUGCUCCAAAGUUAUAUUGACUCCAUUUUGAAGGAGGGCCAGGCUAGACCAGAAAUCAGCUCCCGGGAACAAGAGGUGUUCUUCCUUUUCCGUCUUCAUGACUAUGACCGCGGUGGAUUCCUGGAUGGUUUGGAGAUGAUAAAAUUACUUUCAGAUUACAACACCUUUCACAAACCUGCUGCUUAUCAAUAUAACACUGUGGUGUCUUUGGUGGACUUUUUACUGCAAACUCAGGAUCUAAAUCAUGAUGGCCUAUUCAGUCCAUCUGAGCUACUCUCACCUCCGUUAAUUCAAACACAGCAUAAAGAAGCUACACAAGACCAAAAAGACAGUGCUCAAAACAAAGUGGAGGUUAAGAUGGAAACACAGCCACAACAAAAACAGACCACGAAGGAGGACGGCGUUUUGUCAGCAGAUGAGCAGCACCCUCCCCAAGACGUCAGAACAGCAGAACAUACAGCAGAGCAGACAGCAGAGCAGACUGCACAGGUGACUGCAGAGCAGACUGCACAGACAGCAGAGCAGACAGCAGAGCAGACUGAAACUGUGGCUGUCCCUGUGCACCAAGGACAACCAGAAAUAUAAAGACUUGGGAUUUACA